AUGAACUUCUAUCUGGUGUGCUUUCCUGAGCUGGAUCUUAUCUCAUUCUUGAUUGCACAAUUUCUAGAUUAUAGAAAUCCUAAUGGAAUGAUUUUGUAUUGUCGUACUCAGCUGUCAUCAUUUGAUAAGGAAUUAAAGGCAGAUGAAGCUCAGCACUUGACGCCUCCUACUUGUUCAGUGUACAUACCGGAACAAUCUCAAAAAAUCCCCUCUUUUAAAAGCUUCUUCUUUGAUUCUUCGUCACUUUCAAGAUAUCAUAAAGUUGUGGAUGUGAUUAGAGCGCUGGUGGAAUGUGAUGAGCACGCAUGUUUAUACUUUUCCAUGAUUACCAUCGGAUCGUGGGUAGGCAAGUUUGAUAUUGGCCAUAGCCGUCUCACUUCGUGGCUGGGAUUGAAUUUUUAGCAUCGGCACUGCUGGGACGCUAGGGCGGCCUGGAUGCCGGUUUUCUUUCUAUAACUUUCCCGUCAGACGGUGCCUUGGGAUGCUGGUUAUUAUAGGACAGUACUGGUAUAGUAUGGUGCGUCAAGUUUUUUUUAUGCCACCUCAUUAUCAAAGUUAAAUGUUUUCAAAAUGUAUAUUGUGUUAAAUCUUGCUUGGUUAAUUUGAUUGUGCUCAAUUCUUUUAAUAUGAAAUUUGUUAUAGUUUAUUUAUU
Molecule: messenger RNA, 652 nt
Organism: Ziziphus jujuba (common jujube)
Lineage: Eukaryota; Viridiplantae; Streptophyta; Magnoliopsida; Rosales; Rhamnaceae
Exons: 2
Coding region: 1-402 (133 amino acids)
Source: RefSeq, a predicted model, not a curated record